GUGAAACGUGAUCAUCCUAACAGCACAGACUCAGACCUGAGAGUCGACCAUGCCACUGAACCAACUGCAUAGCUGGCUGAAUGCUGGGCUCUUUGGGCUCCUGCUUCUUGUCCAUGUGCAGGGUCAGGACUCACCAGAGGCCAGCCCCAUCAGAAACACACAUACGGGCCAGGUCCGAGGUAGCCUCAUCCACUUGAAGGACACUAAAGCUGAUGUCCACACCUUCCUGGGAAUUCCCUUUGCCAAGCCUCCUGUUGGACCACUGCGCUUUGCACCUCCUGAGGCCCCUGAGCCAUGGAGUGGUGUAAGAGACGGGACUGCACAUCCAGCCAUGUGUCUGCAAAAUCAUGAUAUGCUGAGUGAAUUAGGCCUGGCAGAUAUGAAGAUGAUCCUGUCUUCCAUCCCUGUGUCUGAGGACUGCCUGUAUCUCAACAUCUACACACCAACUCAUGCCCAUGAAGGAUCUAACCUGCCUGUGAUGGUGUGGAUCCAUGGAGGUGCACUGGUUAUAGGAUCGGCUUCCAUGUGUGAUGGCUCUCUAUUGACAGCCACUGAGGACUUGGUGGUUGUCACUAUCCAGUAUCGUCUGGGUGUCCUGGGCUUUUUCAGCACUGGAGAUGAGCAUGCCAGAGGAAACUGGGGAUACCUGGACCAAGUGGCCGCCCUACACUGGGUCAAGCAGAACAUCGCCCACUUUGGUGGCAAUCCUGACCGUGUCACUAUUUUUGGCGAGUCUGCAGGUGGCACAAGUGUGUCUUCACAUGUUGUGUCCCCCAUGUCCCAGGGGCUCUUCCAUGGUGCCAUCAUGGAGAGUGGGGUGGCCCUGCUGCCUGGCCUUGUCUCUGACACCUCUGAGAUGGUCUCUACUACGGUGGCCGAGCUCUCUGGAUGUGAGGACAUGGACUCAGAGGCCAUGGUGCACUGUCUGAGAGGCAAGAGUGAAGCAGAGAUUCUGUCUGUUAACAAGGUCUUCAAGAUGAUUCCUGCUGUGGUGGAUGGGAAGUUCCUACCCAGGCAUCCCAAAGAGUUGUUGGCAUCUGAGGAUUUUCACCCUGUCCCCAGCAUCAUUGGUGUCAACAAUGAUGAGUUUGGUUGGUCCGUUCCUAUGGUCAUGGGCUCUGCUCAGACAAUAAAGGAAAUAACCAGAGAGAACUUGCCAGCUGUUCUAAAGAAUACAGCAGUACAAAUGAAGCUGCCUCCUGAGUGUGGUGACCUGCUAAUGGAAGAGUACAUGGGGGACACUCAGGACCCAGAUACCCUCCAAAUACAGUUCACAGAGAUGAUGGCAGACUCCAUGUUCGUGAUCCCUUCACUCCAAGUAGCACACUUUCAAUGUCCCCGUAACCCUGUCUACUUCUAUGAGUUCCAACAUGUACCCAGCUACUUCAAGGAUAUCAGGCCACCCCAUGUGAAAGCUGACCAUGCUGAUGAGGUUCCUUUUGUCUUUGGGUCCUUCUUCUGGGGCAUCAAACUUAACUUCACUGAGGAGGAGAAGCUGCUGAGCAGGAGGAUGAUGAAUUACUGGGCCAAUUUCGCAAGACAUGGGAACCCCAACAGUGAGGGUCUACCCUACUGGCCUGUGUUGGACCAAGAUGAGCAGUAUCUGCAGCUGAACACCCAGCCUGCUGUGGGCCGAGCACUGAAGGCCAGAAGGCUGCAGUUCUGGACCAAGACUCUGCCCCAGAAGAUCCAGGAGCUAAAGGGUUCUCAGGACAAGCAUGCAGAGCUGUAGCAUCCUGUGUCAGGAAAGGUGUGUGAUGUUGAAAGCAGAUGGGGUAAUUCUGAAGUUACAAAGUCCAUUGAUCUAUAAUCAUUUGUUCCAACAAGAACAUAAGCAUUUCUAACCUCAGCAUUUGCUCUUUCAGACAUGUAUGAAAACCACUCUAUGUGUUAUUCCUUAUCAUUCUGAACAAACUUUCAUUAGAGUCAAUAAAAGCUCUCAAAACAGUG
Molecule: messenger RNA, 1950 nt
Organism: Grammomys surdaster
Lineage: Eukaryota; Metazoa; Chordata; Mammalia; Rodentia; Muridae
Product: acylcarnitine hydrolase
Exons: 12
Coding region: 50-1732 (560 amino acids)
Cellular component (GO): intracellular membrane-bounded organelle
Molecular function (GO): carboxylic ester hydrolase activity
Source: RefSeq, a predicted model, not a curated record